This is a messenger RNA of Dovyalis caffra, 390 nucleotides long. The record is from the annotation of a GenBank genome assembly. NCBI's taxonomy places the organism in Eukaryota, Viridiplantae, Streptophyta, Magnoliopsida, Malpighiales, Salicaceae.
AUGCCAACCUCUCCAUAUGAUACCUACAAGAGGGUCAUGUCAGCCUUUUUGGCCGCUCUAUUUAUAUAUGCUACAGCAUCGGUGGCUGAGGUUAUACUCCGGACCCAGAACUCAGUUUACCACGGACUUGUCGGCAACAUCCGCCUCUUUGCUAGCGCCGUUGCUACAGUUUUCCUUCUGGUGGUUCUUGCCCCAGUUUUGGCGUACUGCAUUUCUGUUCUAUGGACUUGUUUACUUGUGACAUUAGCAUAUGAAUCAUGUCAAGAAUUCUACCAAUUGCUAUGCCAAACAUAUACUGACGUGUUGAAAAAGCUAUCAGAAAGUGCGAGGAGCAGCAAAGAGCUUGUCAGCAGAAAGUGGAGGUCCCUAAAAAGUCCUGAGACAGAUUAG